AUGAUACUCCGUACUAUGAACCAAAUCAUGCUCCUCCACUGAUUAGGAGUGGAGCCACCAAAACUAGCAGGCGGUCAACAAGAUUUGUUAUCAGGGCUUAAUUUUUUCUCCAUUAUAUGAACCCUUGGUGCCAGUCACUAAUCAUUUCGCUGCUGUGCUUUUCUUAUCCCUCCUUCCUUUAUUUAUCAUUUUCUUUGAGUGCUUUGGAAAUAGAGGUUCAAUAUUUGUGCCAUUAUAUUCACCACUGCAAAUGGGCUUAGCAGCACCUCGCAAGAAGACAAAGAUUUCCCAUGACCCAAAUAAUACGAAUUGGUCCCGAUCAACUAGCGGCUAUGGGCACAAAAUUAUGAGUUCUCAGGGAUGGACUCCCGGCAGUUUUCUAGGUGCACGCAAUGCUGCUCAUGCGGAUAUGUUCACUGCUGCGAGUGCAUCUCAUAUCAGGGUUGUUGUGAAGGACGAUACGCUUGGACUUGGAGCACGCUCAAAGCGUGACCCUUUAGAUGAGCCUACUGGUCUCGAUGCUUUCAAAGGGUUAUUAGGUCGACUGAAUGGAAAAUCUGAUGCGGAUUUGGCAGCCGAGCAAAAACAGCGCGAAGAUGCGAAGCUAGCCCGAUACACUGCGACAAAAUGGCAUACUGUCAGGUUCAUCAGCGGUGGUUUGUUGUCUCAGGAGAAGUCUGAUUCUCUUUCUCCUCGGGAGGAAACUCAAGUUCAACAUGACCCACACUACAAUCAGGGCGGCCUCAACGUACAGAGAAACGAUCAAGACACAGGCUCUACUGCUAUGGAUAAUCUACUCAAAUCAGCCAAAGAGGAAUGUAUCCCAUCUAUCCAAAAUUUGGAAGCCGCCAAGUCGGAAAAGCAGCGACAGAAGAAGGAUAGGCAGGGGAAGAAGCAUAAGAAGAAAAGGAAGCAUAUGGAAGAGUCUAGCACAACGGACUCUAAAUGCUUAGAUAGAACGAUAUUGGAAACUGGCUCAAAAGUCACUAUCAACGAACCCUCAGUUGCCGAGGCGUUAUCAAAAGAACGCCGUCCAAUGGGGAGACAUGUCUUCAGGAGUCGACACAUUGCACAAAAAAAGAAGGCUCUCAUGGACGACAAAUCCCUCAACGAGAUAUUCAUGGUCAAGUCAUAGACUUGAAUUUCACUGGAUGUUUCUUUCACGUUGGCUGCAUGGUAUUGUCGAAUCUAGCAUCACAGCAUAUAGUGCUUGUCGAAUAGCGCUACUGUACGGUCUCAUGCAGGAAAAUACACCGACUUCCUGCAUCCACUAUUAGCGGGGGCAACUGCAUGUCACGACGCUCCUUAAUCAGGUGCCUUUCCCUUUCUUCUGAAAGACCGUUCUAUAGACGUGUGACGGAGAACAUCUUAUAUUAACUUUAGUACUGCCCUAGCUUGAGUUUUUAUGCAUAUAUGAGUCUUCAUCUUGGUUAGAAUAGAAUAGCGUGAUAUGUUGUUCAUGAUUUGUCAACCCAAUGAAUUGCAAUACGAGUAUCUCCUAGUAAAAUUUCUAGUGAUCAUCUUGGCUAGGCUGACAUAUCCUAAAAUAGCAUAAUCAUGGUGAAAGGACUUGGGGAAAUCUUAG
Messenger RNA from Aspergillus alliaceus, 1585 nucleotides. RefSeq names its product telomerase inhibitor/ribosome biogenesis protein PXR1 (gene pxr1). Lineage: Eukaryota; Fungi; Ascomycota; Eurotiomycetes; Eurotiales; Aspergillaceae. The transcript is spliced from 3 exons. The record is from RefSeq and is a predicted model, not a curated record. The coding region runs from base 251 to 1135 and encodes 294 amino acids. Gene Ontology annotation, molecular function: nucleic acid binding.